UUAUUUCUUAUUUUUUAUUUUUCAUUUUGUUUUUUAAUUUAUAAUCUCUCUUCUGUGUUCUUCUCUUUCUCCUCUCUUCUCUGCUCAAACCUUCUUCUUUUGCCUCAUUUCUCUCGUUCUCUCCAAAUUCUUCAUCUGGGUCACUUUUAUUUUCUCGGAAAAUCUCAUUUUUCCGAGAAAGUUCACUUCUUUACUUGUAAAUUCAUACUCCCCAAAUCGGUUGACUCAGCUGAAAACACAAGCUGAUAUUGUUAGGUUUAUCUCUGUGAAGAUUAGGGUGUUCUGGAUUGGCUCUGAUUUUGCUGCAAUGGAGAAUAAGGAACAAGUUGAAGGCACAAUUAGUAAGUGCAAUUCCAAAGGUGGAUCACAGUCUGAGAAUGUUGCGAAGACGCAGGAUAUACCUUCUGUUGCAAACAACCUUACUCCCAAGGUGAGGAAACCAUAUACUAUCACUAAACAAAGGGAGAAAUGGACUGAUGAAGAGCAUCAAAAGUUUCUCGAGGCUUUGAAAUUGUAUGGUCGAGGCUGGCGUCAAAUUGAAGAACAUAUAGGAUCCAAAACUGCAGUUCAGAUUCGAAGCCAUGCUCAAAAGUUUUUCUCUAAGGUUGUGCGGGAACCUGAUGGCAGUGCUGAAAGCUCUAUUCAGCCAAUUGACAUACCUCCUCCCCGGCCGAAAAGGAAACCCCUUCAUCCAUACCCUCGCAAAUCAAUCGACUCUUUCAAAGGACAGUCGGCCCCGAAUGAAUCAGAAACAUCUCCAUCCAUUAACCUGUCAGUUGCAGAAAACGAUACCCAAUCUCCCACCUCCGUACUAUCUGCACAUGGUUCUGAAGCAUUUGGCUCAGCAGCAUUUUCUGAGCAAACUAAUAGAUGUCUUUCUCCAAAUUCUUGCACCACUGAGAUUCACCCGGUCAGCUUGUCACCUGUUGAAAAAGAAAAUGAUAGCCAGACAUCCAAACCUUCUGAGGAGGAAGAGAAAGGGUCUCCAGCUUUGGUUCCUUUAUCAACCGACUCAAAACCACUUAUGUGCUUGAAGUCCGAGAUGAUUUCUUCAGAGGAAACACAACGUUUCAGAGAAGAUGCUGCAAAUAUGCCACACAUCACUUGUAUUAAGCUGUUUGGUAGAACAGUCUCUAUGGUAGGUACUGAGAAGUCAAUAAAUGAUGAUGAUGAAAAUAUUAAGCCAAUAGCUAUGAAAUCUGAUGAAAUUGUUGAGAACGAAAAGGUUGGCCAAGAAGCGAUAUCAGAGCAGCUAGAUACACAAUUAUCACUAAGCACGUGUAGUGCUAAUUUGCAUAUAAUACCUGAUGAAGCUCAAAUGAGAAGCACGGAACAACCGAAGGAUAAUCUAUACGUCGGCGGCGCAGCAUCUUUACCAUUGUGGAGUUUGUACCAAGGCCUUCCAUCUUUCAACCUCAAGCCAUGCAAUCAUGAGAUUAUAAAUCCUGUGCCUCUUAGACCCUCUUUGAAGAUAAGAACAAGAGAAGAGGAAAGUUCUUGCACUGGUUCAAAUACUGAAUCAGUCUGUGAUAUGGAAAAUCAAAGCAAGAACAACUCAUCGGAUACGGAUGAUUCUCAAAGUCAAAAACAUCAUCAAGAAGGAGUAGUAAUUAAGAAAUCUGGAAGAGGAUUUGUACCAUAUAAAAGAUGUUUAGCUGAAAGAGAUGAAAAUUCUUUAAUUGUUGGCUUAGAAGAAAGAGAAGGACAAAGAGCUCGUGUGUGUUCAUAGCUUUCUAUUCCAUUUCUUUUCUUACAAUGUUCAUUUUGUUUGUUAAAAGAAACUUCCUGAGAAUAAAGAACUGAUUUAGGUAGCUGUGAUCUAAUUUUUGUCUAAUUGUUAAGUAUCUGAGUUUCAAUUCUUUUUGCAAUGCAUAUGAUAUUUUGUAAUAUCUUCUACUUUAUGUCUAAUAAUUCUUCUGCUGUUCAACCAAA
This is a messenger RNA of Trifolium pratense (red clover), 1932 nucleotides long. RefSeq lists its product as uncharacterized. The record is from RefSeq and is a predicted model, not a curated record. NCBI's taxonomy places the organism in Eukaryota, Viridiplantae, Streptophyta, Magnoliopsida, Fabales, Fabaceae. Gene Ontology annotation, molecular function: DNA binding. The transcript is spliced from 7 exons. The coding region runs from base 308 to 1729 and encodes 473 amino acids.